CAGCUUGUUGGAACCUGACGCUUAGAACAAUAUUUUUAGUAUAUUAAAAGUACGGUUAUAUUUAAAAAUAUCCACUCCUGUAAUCGCUCCUGCCACCUUCAGACAUAGGUAUGUCCAGUGCAGCGUAACUUUCACUAAUUGAAUUUUAAAACCCUUUCAUGGCCAAAAACUUUUAGCAAUCUUUUGAGGGUUUUCGACAAAUGGCUUUUCCUGUGUAUAUGUUCCUAUAGUUUCACAAGAGUACUCGCCGGCGUCCGUCGGUCCUCUCCACACAAAGAGAUUAUAGCUUAAUCAGAAAACAAUACUUUAUUCCAAAUCUUCCAGAGUCAAUGAACCACAAUUUUGAACAAACUGAAGUCGAGUAACUCACGGAGUAAUUUAGGGCCCGGACCUGACGGUAACUCCUAAUAUUGCCAGACAAAAGUCCCAUCCUGACCAUCCACAAGCUAACUUCUACCCCUCUUACUUCUUUAAGGCACUUCUCGAGGUUCACACUUGACGCCUUACGAUUCCGCAACGUCUGACUCACCAAAAAGCGGCCAUUUCUUGGUUCUGUGCAUACUUUUCUUCUCGAACCGGUUCUUCUUUUUACCGAACCGGUCUCUUGAUACCGUUGCCAAGUCCUCUUGACAGUUGAACCACUCACAUUUAGCAGCUGAGACACGUAAGCUUGCGAAAAACCUUUAAGUAGGGCUAUAAUUUUACCGGCCCUUAUCGCUUUAUCAAUCAUAUCAAAAACUAUCAAAGUAGUAUCAUAAAUAAUCAUAUCAGCCCCCCUAGCAUGAGCACCGCGAAAUAAAGGGCCGUCCAUUAAUCAAGUGAUGUUUUUUUUGCCAUUUUUAACCCCCCCUCCCCCUUGGUGAUACAUGGUGAGGUUAAAGACUACCCCAUAUAACGACAUCUAACUUUAUUACGGAAAAUUAAAGACUAAUAACGUUUAGAGGUAGACAGAAAGGUUGCAGGUUGUUUUUGACUGACAAAAAUACCUAUAAUAAAAGAAACCGAAAAACUAAUACAUGAACAUUAUUUAAUGUACAUUAUCCUCGGACCACGGAAAUACACGUGAUAUAGUACUACACCACCCUCCCCGUUGUGAUUUUUAUGGACCCCUCCCCACCCCUCAUUUCGAGCCUCACGUGAUUAAUGGACAACCCCUUUACCAAAUUUCAUUAGAAUCUGUUCUUCGGUUUAAGUUUGAAGUCAGGUAACAGACAUACAUACUUUCGCGUUUAUAAUAUUAUGUAGUAUGGAUAUGGAUUUUUGUGGUUUUGUUUUUAUGAAGUAGGGUAAAGAGAUGGGGAUAGAGACCAUAUCUUAUCCCAAAAUAUUGUUCAAAAGGUACCUAACAUUUUAUAUCAUUUUAAACAUUAUGGUAUAAGCUCUCAUUUCUGCACUUAUAAUAACAAUAAUAGUUUAUUUCUUUUAUAAAAUUUGGCACACAACAAUAAACAAAUGAUUUGAUAGACAAGGCACCCGCAAUACAGAAGCUAAACUUUGCACUAAUCUCCGUAGCAUGAGCACCACAAUCUACAUUAUAUCACGUUUUUUUAUCGUAUUUUUAUCGGGUCUAACUGUCAAACUCCAUAGUAAUCUGACAAUUGAGCGUGAUAAAAGAUAAUUAUGUCAUAUCGCAGUGCUUAUGCCAAGGGGGCAGGAGUCCUAUCUACCAAACACAGGGUGUUAUAACAUUAUAUGCCGAUACUUAGUUGUCUUCCACUUAUUUGCAGAGUUCACAGAUGGCGGUGUUGCGUUUGGGAUUUGUCCUAACGGCAGUGCUCUUCACAACAUCGCUGACAAAUUCCGAACAAGAUCUACCAUGCCGCGCCCGCAAUCUUGGAAUAGAAGGCAGGUCCAUUGUCUGCGUCUGCGAUGCGAAUUAUUGUGACACCAUUACCCGCGAAGAUCCUAGCAGAGGCACAUACGUAGUCUACACGAGUAGCGACUCGGGAAAACGUUUUGAGAAAUCGUUUGGGCAAAUACAGACAGUCGCUCUCAAUGACCCUGAGAGCACAAAAGCAGACAAAGAACCGACACCAAAAGAAAUGCUCGAAAAAUCGGAUUUUGACGGACAAGAGAACACGACGAUUUGGAACUCCGUGAGGCUGAGGCUGUUCACGAACACGCGCUACCAAACUAUCGAAGGCUUCGGUGGCUCCGUGACUGACGCCGCCGCUAUCAAUUGGCGGAAACUAUCGGAUGCGGCACAAACGCAAUUUAUUAACACAUACUUCGGCCCCAAAGGAUUGGAAUACAACAUGAUCCGUGUACCAAUAGCCGGAGCAGACUUCUCAACGCACCCGUACACUUACAACGAGCUACCGUGGAAUGACGGCGCUCUUACAAACUACUCGCUCAGCGACGAAGAUCUUUUCCUAAAACUGCCUAUGAUCAGAAGAAGUUUACACGCCGCCAACCACGAAGUUAAGAUAACAGCCAGCUGCUGGUCACCGCCCAUAUGGAUGAAAACCAAUGAAAGGAUCACAGGUUUCGGUCAAGUAAAGAGAGAAUUCUACCAGUCUUACGCAGACUACCAUUUACGUUUCAUCGAGGAAUAUGCAAAAGCGAAUGUAAAAAUAUGGGCGAUAACGACGACCAACGAACCCAUCAACGGCAUAGUGCCAGCUGCCCCUUUCAACUCGUUGGGGUGGAUGCCUUCGCAAAUGGCAACUUGGAUCGCAAACAAUCUGGGGCCGACAAUCAGAAACUCUCCUUUCAAUGAUACUCUCAUUUUGGCUGUGGACGAUCAACGAUACUUACUGCAUUUCUACGUGAUUGGAAUGGAGAGGGCAGAACCUAAGGCGUUUGAUUACAUAGACGGCAUAGCGAUACAUUACUACGGUAACUUUGCUCCCGCACAACUCCUGACAAAUAUACAGAAUAGGUAUCCCGAUAAGAUUCUGCUGUCCACAGAAGCAUGUGAAGGAGCGAUGCCUUGGGACGCAAUGCGAGUUGAAAUCGGAUCAUGGCGUCGAGCUCGAAAUUACAUCACCAGCAUAUUACAAGAUCUGAACAACUUUGUUGUCGGUUGGAUAGACUGGAAUCUCUGCCUCAGCCCGACGGGUGGACCGAACUGGGCAGACAACUUCGUAGACUCGCCGAUUCUAGUGUACGCAGAAGACGACGAAUUCAUAAAGAACCCCAUGUUCUACGCAAUGGGUCACUUCUCCAAGUUUAUACCUAGAGGAUCUGUGCGUAUCUUGGCGUCGCGCAGAAGUAUAAUGACUAUAGAGAACCUUGCUGUUUUGACGCCACAGGGUAACAUGGUCGUUGUUUUACAUAACAGAAAUAAUCGAGAUAUGAAUGUUCGCUUGGACAUUGGUACUACCAGAUACAUUCAACUGGUAUUGGAACCACAUUCAGUGAAGACUAUAGAAAUAAACCAUAAUUAAAAUAUUUAUUAAUAACGCAAUUUCUGAUGUGGAUAACAAUUAAACAUUACAAAACUUCUAUUCUCUUAUUUAUCAAAAGCAUAACAACCCAAACUAUUGACAUUUUAUUUCACAGACUUUCUUACAUAUUAAAUUAUAGAUAUUUCUUUGAUUAGGUCAAUGUUUAGCCAUAAUUUGCAACCUUUGAGAAGCCUGGAGGAUUGUACUCUUAAUGGUUGUUAUCCAAAAUAUAUAAUAAUUUCCUUCCAUUUUUUCCAUUUUAUUGCAUAAAAUUUUCCUAUUUAAUGAAAGAAAGGUUGGUGAAUACAGUCACCAUUAUUUCUCAAAUCAAUGUUGUAUAAUAAAUUCACAUUUAUAUUAUUACAUAACUUAACACACUUUCAAAAACAACAAAUUAUGUAUUACAAAUUUAAUAAUCAGUCAGUGAAGUAAUUUUAUCUAAAGGCCAAACACGACAAAUCACUCUACUUCGAAUGAGACCCUGAGGAACAGGCCCAUAUAGCCGCGAGUCUGCUGAAUUGUGAGAAUUAUCACCUUCUAACCAUACAUGUCCUUUUGGCACUACUUGACUACGUCUAGGGAAAUAACCCUUCACACGAUCACCAGGCAUUCCCACUAUCCUUUUACAUAUAUUCUGUUUAGGAUUACUUGGACUUUUAGCUAUGACAAUGUCUCCUCGUUGUAGCCUUUGUAUUCUUGGAGUAAUGUGCUCUGUGACUAAUAUAUUAUUGGAUUCCAAAGUGGGUUCCAUAGAUGGGCCAGAACACUGUAAAAAAUUAUAAAGUUAUUGGGUUACAAGUUAUUGAACAGCAGUGUUUUUAUGUAUCAUAACAUAACAUUUGGUAAAUUCUUCUGGCAGGGACAUGAAACGUACCAUUACAAAGUCGCCUAUGUAUUCAAAGGUACAGUGAGUAACACAGGCAUAUUGGAAAACAUAUCCGAGGAAACCGCAAGUUUUCCCAAUAACUUUUAAAAAAGGCAUAUUAUAUCCCGCUUGAAACUAUCAGAGUAAAAGAUAGAUAGACACUUUAGUAACAGAAGCACAAUAGUACUUUAUAUUUAAACCUUAACAAAAUAGGCAUCUAUUGAAAAAUAUACUUUUCAUUCGUACUUGUGCUUUGAAAUAAUAUUAGAAAACGUGUAAAACAAAUAUAAAGCAAAUCUAUUUUUUAGUUUUUGUUUUUCUUUGACAAGAUCAAG
This is a messenger RNA of Chilo suppressalis (striped riceborer), 4589 nucleotides long. The record is from the annotation of a GenBank genome assembly. Lineage: Eukaryota; Metazoa; Arthropoda; Insecta; Lepidoptera; Crambidae.